Messenger RNA from Boeremia exigua, 1497 nucleotides. Its product is annotated as CoA-transferase family III domain-containing protein. Gene Ontology annotation, molecular function: catalytic activity. The record is from RefSeq and is a predicted model, not a curated record. NCBI's taxonomy places the organism in Eukaryota, Fungi, Ascomycota, Dothideomycetes, Pleosporales, Didymellaceae. The transcript is spliced from 3 exons. Bases 216 to 1421 code for a protein of 401 amino acids.
CCGGUUGUUAGUCGAUGUCGCACUAGCCAGCCAUGGAGCUCUCCACACCUCGGCAACCCCCUGCUCCUUCCCCGCGGCAUUGUGCAGGUAGCCGACCUUGCAACCAACAAUGUCGACGUCGAACAUGAGCUAUACGAAUAGUCGGGCGCCCUUCAGCUGCUUCAAAUUGUGUUAUAACCUGACGAACACCUGAUCGCUCCGCAACAGUACACACAAUGUCAAACCAAACCUACCAGCCACCACCGCUCACAGGCCUGCGCGUCCUCGAAUUCGCGGGCCUUGCGCCAGGACCUUUCGCAGGCAUGCUGCUUGCCGACUAUGGCGCAACCGUCCUCCGCCUCGACCGUGCACCUGCUCACAACUCUGGCGCGCCCAGCGACCAGCUCACGCGCCGCAAGACCAGCAUAUGCGUGAAUAUGAAGACAGCUUCCGGUCUCGCACUCAUUAAGAAAUUGAUUCCCAACGUCGACGUUGUCAUCGAUCCCUUCCGCCCCGGCGUACUUGAGAAAGCUGGCCUUGGGCCUGAGGAUGUGCUGCUGAAGCUCAAUCCGCGAUUAAUUGUCGCAAGAAUGACGGGAUUCAGAAGAGACGGAAAGUACAGCGCCAUGGCUGGACAUGAUAUCAACUACAUCGCCGUCUCUGGUGUCUUAUCGCUCUUCGGACGAAAAGGCGAGAAGCCGUAUCCACCAGGCAAUCUUAUGGGUGACUUUGCUGGUGGUGGUGCGAUCUGCUUUAUCGGCAUCUUACUUGCGCUGCUGGCCAGGCAAACCAGCGGGAUUGGACAGGUUGUCGAGGCGAAUAUGGUGGAUGGAAGCGCAAUCCUGGCGACGAUGCCGAGGUUUGGUAUAAAGACUCCAGUUUGGAGCGCGGAGAGGGGCACCAACAUGUUGGAUGGCGGCGCGCCGUUUUACGAUACGUAUGAGACGAAGGACGGGAAAUAUACGGCUGUUGGUGCAAUCGAACCUCAAUUCUGGGCUGCGCUUCUGAAAGGUCUUGAGCUGAAGCCCUCUGAUCUGCCGGGGAACCGCGACAACAAAGCUGACUGGCCGAAGCUGAAAGACUUCUUCACUGCGGUCUUCAAGAGGAAGACGCGGGACGAGUGGGCCGCUAUCUUCGACGGCACAGAUGCAUGUUGCACGCCGGUACUUACGCAACAGGAGCUUGAAGCCCAAGGUUUCGAUCAGCGGCCUGCAGUGACUUUGAAAACAUCGCCAGGGUUGGCUAUCCACGAAGGUGAUAAUUCAAGACCUGCCGCAGUUGGGCAAGGUAUCGGUGUGGAAGGCAGCGGCUGGAGCCAGCGGGGAUUGAGGGCUGGUGAUGGUGGGGAAGAGACGGUUGCGAGAUGGACUGGCUGGUCCAAAGGCCGGCAAUUCGUAAACGAGGAUGGACUACUAGGAUGGAAAGAUUCUGCGAAGCUGUAAGGAGAUCUGCGCUGGUAUGAAUUUCUAGGUCAGUUAUCGAGAGAUGGCCAGACUUGAGUAUGCCAACAGGCUGAAU